Messenger RNA from Cuscuta epithymum, 1187 nucleotides. NCBI's taxonomy places the organism in Eukaryota, Viridiplantae, Streptophyta, Magnoliopsida, Solanales, Convolvulaceae. The record is from the annotation of a GenBank genome assembly.
AAAAACAAUUGCAGCCACUCCCUCUCUUCCACAUUCCCCUACUCCGGGACGCUGCUCUCCCCUCUUCUCCCUUUCUUCUCUCCCUAUUUCUUAUCUUCAUAAUCUUUUCGUUUUCUUUCUUCUACACUCCCAUCUAUCAAAUUCAUCUUCAUACGAUUUCUACAUAACUUGCCUCUACCAGAAAACAUAUGAAUAAUGAUGAAGUUCCUCCAAAUGCUUCAAUAUUUUGUCCCUCACUUGUUAGAAAUUAUGUUAGGAAGCAUGAUCUUUUUUCUGAAGCCAACAAGAGUCCACCUCCACGGAGCAAAAUGGGCUUUCUUGCAUCAGGUUUUCAAGAAACAUUCAGAUUGUUGUUUUCGCCUUAAUCCUCCUCACCUCCAUGACUGCUGUCAUGGUUUCCUCCUUCCAGUUUGAAGUCGGAGGCAAGAAUGGUUGGACCAAACCCACUGAAAAUGAGUCUGAGACUUAUAACGAAUGGGCUGUUCAGAAUCGCUUUCGAAUUGGAGGCACCCUCUUUUUCAAGUACAAAAAUGACUCUGUGGAGGAAGUUAGCGCUUCUAACCACUUCACUUGCAAUGUUUUGAAUCCGAUGGUCAAGUUCAGCGAUAUGAUGGAGAGACGGUUUUCCCGAUCAGGCGGUCGGGGUUGUUUUAUUCCAUUAGCGGGCGUCUUAGUCAUUGCAGAGCCGGCCAGAAAUUGACCAUCCGUGUGUUGCACCCUACUGAGGCCACGGUUGUGUCUGCACCAUAACCUGCAGCUUCCUCACUAGUAGAGAGUGGGCAUGAAUGGAAUUCUCACAGUAUGGGACACAAUUCAACCUCCUACUUCAUUACUGCUCCUGGAAGAGUUAUGGUGUUGCUCUAUUUGCUCGUGUAGAGACAGUGUCUGACCAUGUGGUCAAAUUUAGGUUCAGUUUUGUUGGUGUUGAUUUAAUGAUUUCUUUACCUUGUUUUUGAGAUUUUAUGUAGUAGCACUUUGGAUUUAUAAAAAAAACAAUUGAAAAAGUGUAGUAGCUAGAUUUAUAGUACUUGACUUUGUUUCAGUUGAUGUAUGUAUUAGUUGGUUACAUGUAAAUAAAAUGUAUUGAAUAGUAAGUAUAUCAGUUAGUUUCUCGUACGUUUUAAGUGUGGCUUCUAAGUUGAUUAGAAAAUAUUGGUGCUCAUUGUAACAGAAUAUAUGUAUGAGGA